AUGCCUUCAGAGCAGCUUCUUUCUCGUCUCCCCGAGUUUACCCUCCCACCGGGCUAUAAGCCCGCAUGGGAACAUGAAAACCCUCUCUUUCCUACAGCUCUAGAUCAAGAGGCCUGGAUAAUCUAUGUCUAUCGAGAGAUUUUGAUGAUGCGUCUUAUGAAUACCAUCACGGAUAAGCCUGAAUGGGACCACAAGGUGUAUAACGAGGAGAUUACCAACAAAUGGCGACAAGAAGUGUCCCAGGGUGGUCAGGACGUGACCGAAAUCAUGAUGGAUUGGGUUAUCAAGGAGCUCCAAUGGAAAGCCGAGGUCCUCCAAAACGAAGGACUCACUUUUGUUUUCGAUAUUGGCGUGAUAAAAUCGGAUACUGCGAUACCUGAAGAUCUGAAACGACUGUUGAAAGACGCCGUGGCUCCAUUCGAAGCUGUCCCAGAGGAGCAAAAGGAUUAUCAUCCUGGAACCAACAACAAGGUGGUUGAUCUCGUGCAUCAGUCACUCUUUCCUGUUGUUUAUGGUCACACGCACAUCCUACGUGACAAGACAAUCGGCCUGGAGGAUUGUUUGAGCAAUGUGGGUCAGGGCGAACUACUAUCUGCUCAGAACGAAAACCCUCCGGCAGGCUACAGUGGCAAGUUCCAAUGGCUUCCUUGUGACGUUGCACUACUUGAAUAUGACGAGUGUCGGAUAACUUCAUACAUCAGCAAUGCUCAUCCCGUAGAGCAUCAAGCAUUGUAUGAAGUUGUCGAGAAAAUUAUUGCGCGAGCCAUUCCCCUUUGGAAUAAAAGCUUGACAUCACCAUCCUAUGACGUUGGUCAAAGAAUACCUUAUGAUACGGUUGAGUAUCUUGAUGACUGUGAGCACAAGGAUCCCAGACCCGUUGAGAAAGACUUCGACAAUGAAAAUGAAUACUGGGAAAAAUGCGAUGAAUGGGACGCUGCACAGCCGAUCAAACAGCCGGAGCCAUAUGGGAGAUUCAAGGCUCCGGACUACCAGGAGCCAGGCAAUUGGACUGAUCUUCGAAGCGAAUUUCGAGAAAGUGGACUUCAAGUCAUGGUGAAGCUGGCAAAUAUCGAACUCACCCCCGAGGAUCCUGAAUACGAAGGAGGAAGCUGGCAUAUUGAGGGGCAGUUAAACGAACACAUCUGUGCAACGGCCAUCUACUAUUAUGACUGCGAAAACAUCACCGAAAGCACGCUCUGUUUCCGCGGACGCGGGAGUGAGGAGCCCAUGGAGGAAAUAAGUUACGAACAAGAACGGCACGAAUUCCUCCAACAGGUUUAUGGAUUCGCAGGCAACGGUACAAAUAUCAAAGACCUAACGCAAGAGCUUGGAGGGGUUGUGUGCAAGGAAGGCCGUCUCCUUACCUUCCCUAAUGUCGUUCAACAUCGGGUCUCACCGUUUUCACUGGCAGACAGAUCCAGGCCUGGUCACCGGAAGAUCCUCGCACUGUUCUUGGUUGACCCUCAUAUUCGGAUCAUCUCGUCUGCUAAUGUUCCACCGCAACGUGAGGAUUGGGGCGUUGAGAGAGAAAAGGUCGUUGAUGGGGCGUUGUCUAAGCUUCCAGUGGAGCUUCAGUAUAUGGUCCGCAAAGACUUGCCCAAGAACUAUAUGACUAUGGACGAGGCAAAACAGUACCGACUUGAACUUAUGAAAGAGAGAAGCGUCCAAACUCGGGAUCAGAACAAUUCGUUUGAAAGUGGUUCGUUCUCACUUUGCGAGCAUUGA
This is a messenger RNA of Penicillium nucicola, 1725 nucleotides long. Its product is annotated as DUF4246 domain-containing protein. The coding region runs from base 1 to 1725 and encodes 574 amino acids. The record is from RefSeq and is a predicted model, not a curated record. Lineage: Eukaryota; Fungi; Ascomycota; Eurotiomycetes; Eurotiales; Aspergillaceae. The transcript has 5 exons.